Molecule: messenger RNA, 5056 nt
Organism: Oncorhynchus tshawytscha (Chinook salmon)
Lineage: Eukaryota; Metazoa; Chordata; Actinopteri; Salmoniformes; Salmonidae
Product: protein MB21D2
Exons: 7
Coding region: 172-1746 (524 amino acids)
Source: RefSeq, a predicted model, not a curated record
GGGCGUGAUUUCCGAGGUCUGUGUUGCUAGGGGGAAGGGAAGGUGGUGCUGGGGACCUGUUGGAAAUGACGGGAGAAGAAAUCCGAUUUCAAUAUAAAGACCAAAACAGUUACGCCUGGAAUAUAGCAAAGAAACGUCACCAGACCUGCGUGCUAAGGGGUGUGAAUAACCAUGGAGACCUUGAUAAGUGCGGUGGCCCCUCGGUCCCCAGCGCCGGUGAAGAAAGCCUCGGAGGUGGAUUUCCGGUCGGGGGUCAUGCUGGAGCAGCUGUCGUCUCAGGUGUCUGAGCUGGUCACCCUGGAGCAGGGGGACUUCGGGGACCAACUGGCCCUGGAGGUCCACACGGCCAAAGACUUUAUCUUCAACAUGCUGGGUCUAGUACAGAAGGUGGACCAGCGUCUCCCAGUGGCCAAUGAGUACCUGCUCCUGUCUGGGGGGGCCAGGGAGGGGGUCCUGGACCUCAACCCAGAGGAGCUGGGGGACUACGCCAAGGGGGCCGACUUCGACCUGGACUUCACCCUCCUGGUGCCGGCGCUCAAGCUCCACGACCGCAACCAGCCCGUCACCCUAGACAUGCGGCAGUCGGCCCCCUGCCACUCCUGGCUGUCCCUGCGUCUGUGUGACCCCACCACUCUGGCCAGGUGGAGCAUCUGCUGCCAGGAGGAGAACGGAAUACCCCCCGAUGAGGAGGAGGAGGAUGAAGAGGAAAGGGGAAUGGGUCACCAAGUCUCUGGUGCUGUUCCCCCCUCCGUCCAUUCCCCCCACCAGUCUCUGGAUGGGUGCUACUUCUCUCCCGCGCUGGUGGCUGACUGGUUCUGGGGGGUGGUGGGCGAGGCGGUGGACGAGCUAAGACGUUCACCACAGAGAGGCAUCCCCAUCCCGGAGAGGCUGGAGCGCAACGGGCCCCUGACCACCCUCAUUCUUCAGGCGGGGUCCAGCCGAGUGCUCUAUGACCUCCUGCCUGUGGUGUCCUUCCGGGGCUGGCCCGCCGUGGCCCAGAGCUGGCUGACGGCCAACCACUUCUGGGACGGGAAGAUCACGGAGGAGGAGGCCAUCUCUGGGUUCUACCUGCUGCCCUGCCCGGCCCCGCUGGGGGGGAGGCCUGACCGGGAGUGGAGGCUGGCCUUCUCACGCAGCGAGGUUCAGCUGAAGAAGUGCAUCCCGUUCCCCAUGGCCCAGGCCUUCCAGGCAGCCAAGGCUGUCCUCUCCCGCCUCCUGGCUCGCCCCCGCACUGGCCUCAGCCCCUACCACCUCCGCACCGUCCUCUUCUGGGCCUGUGACCGCCUGCCCCCCUCCUACCUGUCUUCGCCUGACUCCGACACUCCCGCCCGUCUCCUCCUGGGCCUCCUGGAUGACCUGGCCCACUGCAUCUUGGGUAAGAACUGUCCCAACUACUUCCUGCCCCAGUGCAACAUGCUGGAGCACCUGUCGGACAGCCAAGCCUUGCUGGUGGCCCGGAAGCUGGCUCACGUCCGCUCAGACCCCACCGAGCACCUCCGGGCGGCCCUGGACCAGGCACAGCAGGCAGGCCAGCUCAAAAGGAAGGCGGCGGGCGCCACCAACGGGCAUGGCGGGUCACCUGGCCACAGGUACCCGGCCAGUGGCAUCAUCUCACCCUCGGACGACAAGCUGGCCGCCAGGCUGCAGCAGCUGGUGACAGAAAACCCAGGGAAGUCGAUUUCUGUGUUUCUCAACCCUGAUGAUGUCACAAGGCCACACUUCCGCAUCGAUGACAAAUUCUAUUGACCUGAGGGUGGUAGCCACACAUACACACUCUCACACACAAGUUAAAUAGCGGGCCAAAUGUUGGCGAGUCAACCAGGAUGGCUCGAGGCGCGAAACACUGCCGAUCGCUGCUCCCUAUACUGCCCCCUCUUGGCGGUGAAUGAUGAUGACGCUAACUAAUAAGCGUUAACUCUGACUCUGUUGUAACUAUAAGACACUGUACCAAAAAAAUCCAUACUGCACGCUCCCAAGAAGAUGCUAGCUCUAGAGAAACCAGCACACUUCUAUCGAUUUAGAGACACCGUGACAGAAAAAGGCUUGUCAAGUGGUUACCACGGAGAUGUUUUUUUUUUAUUAGCUGGUGCUACAAAGAAAAGAGAGAAUCGUUUUAGAAUAAAGAAAGGAGCUGCUGCUUACAAAAGGGUACACCGUUUCAUUCUCAUAAGGGUUUAUGCUCUUCUCGUCUCUGCACACUGCUGAGAAUAUUGUAUUCCCCCCUUUUUCUGCCCAAUCAAAGUGGAUGAUAGCUGAAUAAGAAAAGGGGUAUCAAGGAACUAUGAUGUAACUGAAUGUAAUUUGGUGUGGGGAAAUGUCUUUGAAAAGAGUGUUCUUUCUUCCCUCUUUCUAUAUUUCUUUUUAUCCCUCGUUCUCUCGACCCUCUGCCCCACUCUCUUUAACUCCCUAUCUCGCUCGUUCGCUAUCUCUCAGGUAUUUUGAAUGUUUGUUUUCUAUGUGACUCCAGACUCCCUCUGGUAGGGUUAUGGUCCCCCAUAUCUACCUGAAUGGUAUAACCCAGGGCGGUCCUUCCAUUUCAACUCUCACUAUGUGGCGGAAGGCACCAAAGAGCCACGCUGGAGGGGUGUUUUUUUCGAGGAGCCUUUGGCUCCACCCCAUAGCAAAAGGUAUCUGUAUUCACUGACCCAGAGUCAGUCUGUACUGUUAACACUCAUAUUCCCCGCCUUUACAAUCCUGACCAACAUGCAGAUGAGAGAUCACCUUAUCAAUUUGCCUUUUAUCCCCUGAACGCUUGAAGAAGUUUCAUCAGAUAAGGGUCAUAUCAUAGGGGCUAUUAACUUAAUUCAGUUCCUUUUUUAUUACAGUCCCCUUUGAAAGUAUCUUAAACGGUGAGAUGUGGUCAUUUAAACGUUGUAUGACAUAGACCGACUACCUAUAAGGAGACCGGUUGCGGAGGAGAGGUGUGAGGCAGGGUUAGCCGCUAACACGGUUGGCCCAAUGCUUGAUUGUUUUUCUAAUCUCUACGUUACAGCAUUACAGUACAGCCAUGGCAUGGCUAGCUACACCAUGUAAUCCCCCUGAGGCUGGUGUAAGGGCUAUUUGCUUUGUUCUACUUUUUUAUUUAUUCCGUCUAGUGUGUGUGUGUGUGUGUGUGUGUGUGUGUGUGUGUGUGUGUGUGUGUGUUAAGAUGGGGAGGGUAAGGUUUUUGUUUGAAACCCCCCCCCAAAAGUAUUUUGUAUUGUGUUCUCAGAUUUUUAAUUGUGAGAGACUUGACUGGUUUUUGUGAUGGUCCCUCCUCCUGCCUAGCAGGGCUGUUUUAAUAAGGUGUGUGUGUGUGUGAUCAUUGGACGACUGAUCGAGGUCUUUAAAUGUGCUGAUGUAAUGAGGGAUGGAACGGGAACAAAUGCGCAGCAGGACUCAAGCACGCAAAUGUGCUAGCUACCCAUCUACCUUCAUCUCUUUCUGUGUGUGGGGGUCUUGGGGGCCCUAUCUUGUCCACCCAGAUGUGUGCUAUUAUCAGGGGGAUGGAUGGGGAGACAGGCCAUCCCCUGGCCCUUUGUAGAGAUGAGCCCUAAAGGAAGGUGCCCCUGGGACAGCUGCUUGUCUGUCUGUCUGUCUGUCUGUCUGUCUGUCUGUCUGUCUGUCUGUCUGUCUCUCUCUCUCUCUCUCUCUCUCUCUCUCUCUCCGUACUGCUCCUAUCUCUCGAUAUAAUGUAUAUGUUUUUCUCUCUCUGUCUGUCUCUCUCUCUCUCUGUACUGCUCCUAUCUCUCGAUAUAAUGUAUAUGUUUCUCUCUCUCUGUCUGUCUCUCUCUCCGUACUGCUCCUAUCUCUCGAUAUAAUGUAUAUGUUUUUCUCUCUCUGUCUGUCUCUCUCUCUCUCUGUACUGCUCCUAUCUCUCGAUAUAAUGUAUAUGUUUCUCUCUCUCUCCCCGCUGGUUGAAUACCGUUAAUGAAAUAUCAUGGUGGACAUGAAUGUUCAUUCACACAAUAUCAGAACACUAGAGGUCAAAGAGAACUGUUAUUUAGGAUUCUAUAGAAUUCUACGUUCUCUAGAACGUGAUAGAAUCACCGUACUACUGUAUUGGUACUACUUGUAUACAUUGGUAUUGCUAUUUGAACAGCAUCAGUUAGUGGAGCGAUUUAGGAGCUACUAGUGAAUUGUGUUGUCACUUCUGUUCUGUAUAGCCUUGGUACAGGUGAGUGUGAAUAUGGACACCUUGACAAACCAAAGCAUGUAGUGACGGUUACUACACAGAAGAAUGUAGACCCAGACGAUAGUUAAGUGUGGGUAUGUAAACUGCCAAGUAUCAGGUGUGUGUGGUCCUAGCACUUUCAUGGUGGGGGGGGGGUCUUCGACACACCACAGCCCGAUGUUGUAAGAAUGUUUGUGAACGUUGCAAGAAAACGUAUCAACGUUGUCAGGAUGUUUUUGAGGCGUCCUUUAGAGAUUUUUCUCCUUCCUGACAUGCUCCCCUACGUUUUAAAAACACACCAACAGUCCCAACGUUGUGGUGACGUUGUUUGAACGUGGUGAAGUUUUAAAUCCAGUGCUGUUUGAAAUAUGCACUGUCAAGAGUAUCUCUCACGAUAUACCUUAAUCUGCCUAGUUUGUGGGCAUAGAAAGUAGUAUGAAGCUUGAAUCAAUAUUUAGCCUCUUUCUGUGAAAAAUGUAAACACACUUUGAUCCUGGUGCAGAAUAUCAAUAUAAAAAGUUAAUGGCAGCAAUUCUGUACCCAAUCUCAUUUGGACUGUCUGCCGUAGAUUGAGCUGUUGUGCCCUUUUCAUCUACAGGGAUGAUCAUGUUUAAAGUCUACGUAGCAAUUAAUUAGUUCUGCCCAGGGUUUCUAUACCUAUUGAAUACGAAAUGUGUGUUCGAUGAUAUGACAUUAUCAAACAUUCAGACAUCCUUCUCCCAUUUGCUCUCCUGUUUGAAAUCUGAUAUCACGUAAGCGUCGGAGGCAACUAAGUCAUGCAUUGAUAACGUCGAGGCAAUGUGAGGUCACUGCUUAAACUACUAACUAAACGUUUUAUUUUUUGGUGCUUAAACUACUGCUAAUUGUUUUUGAUUGAAAAUAAACCAUGAUUGUAACACUUUU